UUUGAGGACUACAUCUAGUUCAUUUUCUGCGAUGGCUGCGAGGGCAUCACGGACGCACCAACUAAGAGGCGGGAGGCCACGACCGGCAACGAGACAGGGGCGGCAUGGUGCCGUUGCCAAGGGGGCCAGCCUCUUUACGCUCACUUCUCUUUUCUACCUCGUCCUCUGCGCCUGCGUGACCUCGCCAGUGCACGGCAUCAAGUUCGACCUUGAAGCAGACACGUACCCCACGACCAAGUGCAUCUGGAACUACGCCCUCGCCGACACGCUCGUCAUUGUCACCAUCAACUCGCAACUCGUCUCUGGAGACGCCAAUGACCAGCGGCUCGAUGUCGACGUCGUCGAUGGCAGCAAGCACAACAACAUCUACCUCUCCAAGCGCAACAUUCGGCAGGAGACCAGAAUGGCCAUCAACACACACAGCCACGCAGACCUGGGCGUGUGCCUCAAGAACACACUCGUGAGAAAAGGCAGCGCCAAGAGCCAUGUCCUCACCGUCGACCUGGACGUCGACAUUGGUGCCGACGCCGUCGACUACAACGCCAUCGCCAAUCAAGAGUCGCUUUCGGGCCUUGAAACGGAGAUGAGGAAGCUCGAGGCCGUCGCGGGUGAGAUCGUAAACGAGAUGGACUACCUCAAGAAGCGCGAGGAAAAGAUGCGGGGCACCAAUGAGUCCACAAACCAGCGAGUCGAAAACUUUGCCUGGGUCACCCUCUUUGGUCUGGUUGCGCUUGGUAUCUGGCAGGUCACGCACCUCCGGAGCUUCUUCCAGAAACGCUACCUGAUCGACAGCUGAAGAGCUGAGGGGGGACUCAUAUGUAAUAGCACACAACGGCAAGCAGCAUCUCAUUGUCUUUUUACACCAACGAUUGAAACGGAGGCAGAAGCAACAUGCUCUGACAGAUUAUCAUUUUGCGUGUUCGAGAGGAGGGGAAUUCAAGAUCACAGAGAAGUGCCUUUGCCCAGGCUGGCAAGGACAUCGUCGUUGAAACCCUUUGCAGACUCCUGCUGCUUUCGCUUGAGGAGCUCGUCGUUAAUGCCUGCAGGUCCAUUGAGGCCAUUGACAUAAGCCUGGGGCGACGUUGGCGCCACGUUCGAACCGGCAUUUUUCUUCGCUCGCCGAGCUUGCACGGCUCCGCGGAGCUUGUCGAGGGCCACGACGGUCGUCUCCCAGGCGAUACAGGCAUCAGUGAUGCUCUGUCCCCUCGUCAGACCCGAAGGACCAUCGGC
Messenger RNA from Acaromyces ingoldii, 1230 nucleotides. RefSeq names its product endoplasmic reticulum vesicle protein 25. The record is from RefSeq and is a predicted model, not a curated record. Gene Ontology annotation, cellular component: endoplasmic reticulum-Golgi intermediate compartment; endoplasmic reticulum; COPII-coated ER to Golgi transport vesicle. The coding region runs from base 32 to 796 and encodes 254 amino acids. The transcript has 3 exons. Gene Ontology annotation, biological process: endoplasmic reticulum to Golgi vesicle-mediated transport; Golgi organization; intracellular protein transport. NCBI's taxonomy places the organism in Eukaryota, Fungi, Basidiomycota, Exobasidiomycetes, Exobasidiales, Cryptobasidiaceae.